This is a messenger RNA of Aspergillus terreus NIH2624, 474 nucleotides long. RefSeq lists its product as uncharacterized. The record is from RefSeq and is a predicted model, not a curated record. The transcript has 4 exons. The coding region runs from base 1 to 474 and encodes 157 amino acids. NCBI's taxonomy places the organism in Eukaryota, Fungi, Ascomycota, Eurotiomycetes, Eurotiales, Aspergillaceae.
AUGGAUAUCAAGCUAUCGAAUAUCGUUAUUGAUGAAGACGGAAACGCGGUGUUUAUUGAUAUCAGUGGUGUUGGCGGAAUUACACAUGGAUGGCGCCCCCCAGAGAUUCGAGACAAUAUAUCACCUGGUAGUUUCUCGUUUGAGGUGCGCCAGCUGAAUGAUACACGGGCAUAUGGAAAGCUUCUGUCGGAAAUCAUAUCCCAUGGAGUGGCCAGCCCCUUUUCAAAAGCACUGGAUCACAUUGUUGCUUGUCUUACAAGGGAAGGCGCGCUGACUAUGGCAACGGUGGAACUUGAUAUAUCUCAAGCUAUUCCCAUAUCUGAUUCUCAGGAUCUGUUCAAUAAUCAUCCCAGUCGAUUUUUAUCCGUUGCGCUAGUUCCCGAAACCGUGCGAUUAGACCUCGGCAGAACCUCAAAACGGUCCUGUUCCUACGUAUCUAAUAUUUUCAAUAACACUAUCGGCGAAAUCCAAUAG